UCCUUUCUCGGUGUGAAAAAAAAAAAAAAGAAAAAAAAAAGAAAGCAUUGGCACUUUUGUAGUUCACAGUCGGGACGUCUUGCGGUCCUCUCUCAGCCACUGUGCAGACAGCGGCUCGGCGCACAUCGUCGCUGCGGUGUCUGUCUACUCUCCGGAACAGCCACCUACUUGAAAUGGAGCCUGAGACCUGGCAGUAAUGGAUGUCUUGUCUCUUGGGUGGAUCUGCCAGCACUGAGACCAGGGGAGGGCCAAAUUAAUUGAAACCACUGGAGUGAACGAGAGGGCAAAAGUAAAGCUUGCCAAAGUAGUGACUGUGUCUUGGCUGUGAAGGAAGGAGCGAGAAGGCACAGACCCCACUUACUCUUUCCAAACAAAGGGAGUGUUUGCCUAGGAAGUGUUCUUCACUGUCUGUCUGAACAGGAAUAUUUCACCUUGGAAAAUGAAGAUGUUGUUGCCAUGGGAACUCUUAAUCCUUCUGUCACUCAAAGAGUGCCUUGCCGAGAACGCCCGCCACGGUCCUGUCUUUACCCAGGAGCCCAGUGACAGUAUUUUCCCCAUGAGCUCCGGCGACAAGCUGGUGUUCAUUAACUGCAAAGCGAAGGGUAACCCACCUCCACACUACAGGUGGAAAGUGGAUGGGAGGGACAUAGACUCCGGCUCGGACCAGAGCUACAGCCUUGUUGAAGGGAACCUGCUGAUCAAUAAUCCUCAUUUUAUCAAUCACGGAGGCGUCUAUCAGUGCAUCGCCACCAACGCGUUUGGAACCAUCGUCAGCAGGGAGGCAAAGGUCCAGUUUGCAUUUCUGCAGAACUUCAGCCAGAAGCCGCGGAACACGGUGACGGUGAGAGAGGGUCAAGCUGUGGUUCUCCUCUGUGGCCCGCCGCCCCAUUACGGAGAGAUCAAGUAUUCCUGGGUUUUCAAUGGCAACCGCAGCUUCCUCCAGCAGGACGCCCGCCGUUUCAUCUCCCAGCGGACGGGCAACUUGUACGUUGCCAAAGUGGAAGCCUCGGACGCCGGGAACUACACGUGUGUAGUGAGAAACAUGAUGACCAACGCCACGGUGUUCAGCUCUCCGACCCCGGUGGUGGUGCGGGGUGACGUGGUGAUGGGGGAAUACGAGCCCAAGAUCGAGGUUCAGUUUCCUGACACCCUUUACGUUUCCAAAGGAUCGUCAGUGAAGCUGGAAUGCUUCGCCCUAGGAAACCCCGUGCCAUCCAUCUCCUGGAGGAGAGCCGAUGGAAACCCACUCCCUGGGAAGAUUAAGAUCAACCACUCCACCGGAGAUCUGGAAAUUCCAUAUUUUCGCCCAGAGGAUGCCGGUGUGUUCGAGUGUGUUGCUGAGAACAGCAGAGGGAAGAAUGUUGCCCGAGGGCAGCUGAUAUUCCAGAAUGUUGAACAUCUUCAGUGGACUCAGAUCCUGAAAGAUGCACAUAUGGCCAUUGAUGCCAACCUGCAGUGGGAAUGUAAAGCCAUUGGUAAACCUAAACCUAAGUAUCGAUGGUUAAAGAAUGGUCAACCGCUGACAACAAAGGAGAGAGUUCACAUUGAAGCUGGCAGACUGACCAUAUCUACGAUCCGUUUGUCAGACUCAGGGAUGUAUCAGUGUGUGGCAGAGAAUGAAUAUGGAUCACUGUAUGCCAGCGCUGAGCUCAAGGUUGUAGCUUCACCGCCUGACUUUACCCAGCGGCCCGUGAAAAAAUCCACAGUGAUCCAUAGAGGGGGAGAGGUGGUGUUAGAGUGCCGGCCCAAUGCGUCCCCCAGGGCCACCAUCUCCUGGUGGAGAGGGGCCGAGCUCCUGAGGACCGGCAAGAGACAGAUGAUCCUGCAGGACGGCACGCUGCGUAUCGCUAACAUCUCCAAGGCGGACGAGGGCAGCUACACAUGUGUGGCCAGAAACCAUUUCGGAGCCUCCAGCAGCACAGGGGAUCUGGUAGUGAAAGAGCCCACCAGGAUUGUGGUCCCACCUCUAAGCUCAGACGCCAGUGUGGGACAGAGCCUGGUCCUGCCCUGCCAGGUGUCCAGCGACUCGUCCCUCAGUCCCGUCUUCAAGUGGUUCUUCAACGGCAAGGCCAUCGACUUCAGCCGGCAGGAGCACUUUGAGAUGAUUGGUGGGGGAUUUGCAGGUGACCUGAUGGUGAGGAACAUCCAGCUAAGGCACUCUGGAAAGUAUGUGUGUAUGGUACACACUGACGUGGACACGGUGUCGGCAGCGGCAGAUCUAAUUGUUAGAGGACCUCCUGGUGCCCCUCAGGGUCUGCUAGUGACCGCCAUUACCAACACUACAGCGCAGCUGUCCUGGAGCUCUGGACCAGACAACCACAGUCCCAUCACCAUGUACAUGGUUCAAGCUCGGACCCCCUUCUCUAUUGGCUGGCAGACAGUGAAGACAGUUCCUGAUUCUGUCCCUGGACAGAUGAUGCAUGCAACUGUGAAGGAUUUGAGCCCCUGGGUGGAAUAUGAAUUCAGGGUGCUGGCAAUCAACAGUGUUGGUGUUGGAGAACCCAGCAUGCCGUCAAAACAGAUCCGAACCAAAGCAGCAGCUCCCAAGGUUGCACCGGUUAAUGUGAGUGGCGGUGGGGGAGCUCGAGGAGAGCUUGUCAUUACGUGGGAGCCGGUUCCAGAGGAACAGCAGAGCGGAGAGGAAUUUGGCUAUCUCGUGGCUUUCCGCCCGCUCGGCAGCAGCACCUGGAUCAAGACGGUGCUGGCCUCAGCCGACGUGUCCAGAUACGUGUACAGGAAUGACAGCGUUGCACCACUGUCCCGUUUCGAAGCCACUGUGGGUGUGUUCAACAGUAUGGGCGAGGGGCCGUUCAGUCGGAUCGUGAAAGUGUUCUCUGCAGAGGAAGAGCCUUCUGCUGCUCCAUCGAGAGUAUGGGCUCAUUCCAUAUCUGCCUCUGAGAUUGAGGUGUACUGGGAACCAGUUCCUCCCAGGUCCAGCACUGAGAACAUCAUAGGGUACGAGGUUCUCUUUUGGGAGGGAAGCUCUGAGCAGCGUGAAGCAGACAGGGUGAGGGUUACCGACAGCUCGGCGCUGCUCUCCGGUUUGAAGAGCAGUACAGUCUACAUGAUCUCAGUGAGAGCUCAGAACAGUGCCGGACUUGGACCCUCUAGCCCCUCCAUCAGCGUCGCCACCAAGAAACCACCACCAAGCCAGCCUCCAGGGGCCAUUGAGUGGAACCUGACCAACUCAAAGAUCUUUCUGAAGUGGGAGCACGUCAAGGCGUCGCAGAACGAAUCCGAGGUGACGGGAUACAAGGUUGUGUAUCGCCAGAGCUGGUAUGGAAGGACUACAGUACUGCAAACCAAUAAGACCAGCAUUGAGCUGCGGGUUCCUUAUGGGGAGGACCACAUCAUUGAGAUCACAGCGCUGACUGAGGGGGGCCAUGGGACCAGCAGCGGUCCCAUUCACAUACCAAAGAUGUCCAGUCUGAAUUCAAAAGGAUGUGUGGCUAGAAUCCCAGCGAAGACGUACUGUUUAAUCCCCUUCGGACUUCAUUUAUUAAUCCAUCUACUGAUGCUAUUAUGCUGAAAAUAAACGCAGUGCAUAUUGUUCCUCCUACAUGUGACAUUUGAACAAACGGCUGCAACUGUAAAUUUUUUCAGCUUCUGGUUUCCAAGGGACAGGAGUGGAGAGAUGGAACCUUUGUCAAAGGUUGUCCACAAAGUGCUGCUCUCAGACAACAGCACAAAACAUCUCCUGCUGGGCUGCAACACUGCACAAUGCAGAAGUUUGUCAAAGCUGAAAAACGGACCUUCUCUCCUUUCACUGGCAAAUGAAUUUGAGCACAGCUUCAUGUCCCUUUUUUAUUUCUGUGUGUGCGCUUACUUUGCAUUAACGUUAAAGUCCAGUUUCAGCUUGUUUUGAUGUGAAACCUGUUACCUUGGUGCACAAAUUUCUCUCUCAACCAGCAGGUUUGAAAGAAAAGCGUCCCAUCAUCCUCUUCGCUUUGUUUCCUGAGGACGAGCAGUUGAGCCUUGAGUUUUUUACUUCAGUAUGAAAGAAAAACCUUUGAAGAAAUUGUAAAUAUUUUUCACCAGGUCUGCAGCCAGCCGGAGGUAAUGAAAAUACACCUUUAUGAUGCAGGUUAUAAAUCUUCCAAGAUAAGAGGAAGAAGACAUCUGGCUUUCUAACCUGUAUAUGUUGCAGGCUAUAGUAGAUCAACAGUUAGCAUCAUUAGCUUAGCAGCUUGAAACAGAAGUUCUCAAAAUGUUCAAUUUCCAUCCCAAAGGAAAAUAACUGCACAGAGCUGAGAAUCCAUUUACUGCAGGUUGAAUACAAAACAAGUUAUUGCGCUUGGUCUGCUUAUUAUUUUUUUGUCACAUUGUGCCAGAGUUCCUGUUGACACCAAACUUAAACUGUGCUGGCAAGUGACUUGCAGCAUUUCAGUUUAAGUUAUCAGCUGUAGCUAAAUAUCUACUGUAAACCCCCCUCACAGCGGAUGAAAACCCCUCUAUGCUCUCAGUGAAGACUUGAUGAACAAAAGUCUGCAUGUUCCACUGAGCACCGUGAGCUCAUGUCACGGAAAAUCUUUUUAUCAAACUAUUGUAAAAUAUUAUAAAUACAGAGUGACUACUUUUCCAUCUCCUCCUUUAAAAAAACAAUGACAGAACAAGUCUUUGAUAUCAUCACAUGUAAAUUUACCUUUUAAAUCAUAGCCUAAAAACUCAAAACUUCCUUUGGUCAACGUGUUGCACAAUAUGGGCGUGUGUGUGCUUCUCUACAGCUAGGAACUGUUGCCAUAGGGAACCCAGCACACACUGCUCUUCUUUUCCAAGGUGCCUGAUCAAGACUCUGUUGAUUAGUGCAGAGACUUCAGACUUAAAUUCUCUCCAGCUAUCUUUCAGUACCCAGGGCUUUAACCAGGUGUGAGGGGGUUUUAUGUGACUUAGCCUGAGACAGUUCAGAUUCUAUUGCUAAAUCUGGCAGUUUUAACUCCCAUCUUCUGAAUCUGAGAGAUAAUAUGCAACACUUUUUUUUUCUACAUUUGAUACUUGAGACAAAAUCAAUGAAUGCAUCUCACCCAGUCGCUUUGUGCAUCUCACCCAGUAGUUUUGUUCCAUCUCAGCCCUGCUGUUGCUAUUGAUGCUUUAUUGGGCCGAUCAGUUCCUGCUCACACAGCGUUGUGGCAAAAUGGGAGCAGAUCCAUCAUUAAAGUAAUUAAUAACACGUUUGCUGUUCCCUCUGCAAUUAGUUAAAGUCUCCGCUGUGAGCAGAGCUGCUCAGUAACCACACGCUCAAACUUAUAAACAUAAUUAUAUUAGACCAGCUAAUGGCUAAUAUUGGCCCAAGAAGUGGUGUUUAGUUAAAGAGACAAGCCAGCUAGGAGUUAGCACAUUUCUUCUGUUUCAUUCGUUCCUCUAAUGCCUGUGAGUGAUGGAAGCUACAAAACAUGUUUUUUACUGAAGUUCAUUCCGUUGCUGUGGUUUAUUGUUCAUCUAUGUUGAAGACUGUUGCCAGCUGACGUAUAUAUCUUCAUCCUAUCAAUGGUACUGCUGAACUCCUCAAAGGCCAAGCUGCUUCUUUUCUUCUCUUGAUGUUAUGCAGGAAAACACAGAGUGAUUAAAGCUUGUGAUGCUUUAACAGGUGUGCAGACACUCUGAGUUGCAUUUUUAGCCAAGUUUCUGUCAGAAAUCCAUUAAAUCGCUCUGCCUUAGCAAGUUCAUAUGCUGUUUAUGUGAAAUGUUGGAAAAGAUUCACUUUAAAUGUUGAUGCAUCCAAACUGUUUACUGGUGCUGUGUAUCAAAGCGAUGAAGUCAUCCUGCAUCAAGACCAUUGUGCUUAUAAUGUAAAGAGAUGGAUUUAUAAUGAUAGGACAAAAUGAGGAAUGUUAUAGUAUGACCGCAUUUGAAUUGUUUUUGUUUUGUUUUUGUUAUUUUGCAGGAAGAAAGGAUGGGUUGAAGGGAAAAAAACCUGAACAAUUUAAGAAGUACCACAGAAUAUUACGAGAUGUAAAGUUUCCUCAAGUAGAUUUCACAUUAAGAGUCGAAUACGUUGGAAAAAUUAGUGUCGGUGUGUGAAGCACUCUGAUUGCUAGCUUCAACAUAAAACAGAUUUGUUUUGCAAAAGUAUUCAUAUCCUUCAGUUUGUCCAUAAUUUGUCAUGUGUGAAAGGGCAGCACAUAGUAUCAUAUUCAUAUACAAUAUGAAUAUGAAUUUGUUUUAUACAGUUAUAAAUAAGUUUUCUUUCUAUUUUUUUUUUUUUUUUUUUUUUUUUUUUUUUACAAAUGUGAAUCUGAAAAGUGUGGUGUGUACUUAUAUACAGACCCCUGGAUCCAUUAUUAUUAGAACCACCUUCCAUGCAUAUACAGAUGCUGGUCUUCCAGUCUCUGGCAACUUUCCCUUUUCCCUGUUCUUCCUUGUUGGAGCUGAAGCUGCAGAUGGGAAGCAGAACAUCUGUGAACGUCAGUUUUAAGUUUUGCUAGGUCUUGGUUUAGCUUUAUGUCUCCACCAGUAGAGUUGAAAAUGCGACCCGGGGGCCAUUUGUGAACCUCUGAUUUUAUGCGACCUUCAACAACCAUUCAUCUGUAGCAUAGCUCUGGUUUGCUAACUCAAGUACUUGAUGCAAGGAUUCAUUUACAAAACUAUUUAAACUGAUAGAAAGCCUUUUAAAAUUCCUAAAAUUGAUAAUUUAAGGUGCAACACAAAGAAUAAAUUGACUUUCAAUCUUGUUUUUAUGUUUGCUUUGAUUAAAUGUGAUGUUAGACAUCAAACAGUGACAUUUACUGGGAUGCAGACAUGGAGGCACAGCCUUAUUGAGAUGGGCUAAAUGAAACAAUAAUGAGCCGUAGCUGGUUUUAGUUGCUGAAAAUACAAAUACGAAAUAAAACCUAGACAAAAUGAAUCAA
Molecule: messenger RNA, 6845 nt
Organism: Gambusia affinis (western mosquitofish)
Lineage: Eukaryota; Metazoa; Chordata; Actinopteri; Cyprinodontiformes; Poeciliidae
Product: contactin-4
Exons: 25
Coding region: 440-3529 (1029 amino acids)
Biological process (GO): brain development; cell-cell adhesion
Molecular function (GO): cell-cell adhesion mediator activity
Source: RefSeq, a predicted model, not a curated record